GGAGAAUUGAUUAAACCAUUUGUGCUUUUAGGAAUUUGAUCUCAGUAAUCUUUAUGUGUGUUGUUGGUUUUUCUGGGCUAAGCAGAACGAUGACCAAGAAUGGAAAACACAUUGCAGAGAAGGGGGAAGUGGAAUCCAUCUCCUACAUUACAAGUUCCACGGUGAAACUAGCAGGACUAGAAUCUGCAAAUUCUGACUACAUCCCUAGUGAACACAGAGAUCCUAAACAUGCUUUAGGGACCUCUGGUGCCUUAUUCCACAUGAUCAAAGGCAGUCUCGGCUCAGGAAUACUCUCAAUGCCAGUCGCCUUCAAGAACGGAGGUCUUUGGGUUAGCUUCUUUUGUGCCAUAUUUAUAGGUGUCAUCUGUACUCAUUGUGUUCAUAUAUUGGUAUAUUGUUCCCAAACACUGUCUAAGAAAGUGAAGCAGCCGAGUUUAGGAUAUGCGGCCACAGCUGAGGCUGCCUUUGCCACUGGACCUAAACGGCUGCGGAAAUACUCUGUAAUUGUUCGGGAGUUUGUGGACAGUGCUUUGAUGAUAACGUACUACUUCGGCUGCACUGUGUAUAUCGUUUUCAUUGCUGCAUCUUUUAAACAGGUGAUUGAGACAUACGUAGACGUCAGCUUGAACUCUCGCUACUACGUUCUACUGACCGCAGUAGUUAUCAUUCCCGUCGGCAGUGUUCGCUACAUCAAGUACCUCGUGCCUUUCUCAUUCAUUGCAAUCCUCUGUCUUUUGUUUGGCUGUGCCUUCGUACUCUACGAUGUCUUCAUUGAUCUGCCUCCAAUUGACUCAAGACCAGCAUUCACGUCUAUUCAGAAACUGCCACUUUUUUACGCUACGGUGUUAUUCGCCUUGGAGGGAAUCGGAACUGUAUUCCCAAUUGAAAAUGUGAUGAAAAAACCAAAGCAUUUCCUUGGUUGCCCUGGAGUUUUAAAUGCCUCCAUGAUACUCCUGAUCUUCUUAUAUGUCAUCAUGGGCUUCUUCGGGUAUCUUCGUUACGGAGAUGCAACUGAGGGCAGUGUUACGCUGAAUCUCGGCAAGACAGUUGCAGGAGAAGUGGUAAAGCUGAUGGUGUGCCUCAAUGUCUUGUUCUCGUUUGGACUGUGUUUCUGCGUUCCUUGCGAAGUUGUCUGGCGUAAACUUGAAUCCAAAGUGAGAAAAGAGAAUAAAACAAUCGCUUACUACGUCAUGAGGGUUUCCCUCAUCAUUGGUAGCAUCUGCGUAGCAUCCAUAGUGCCGGAGCUAGAGCCUUUCGUAGGUCUGGUAGGUGCCAUCUGCUACUCCACGUUGGGUCUGUUGUUUCCGGCACUCAUAGAACUUGUCACCUUCUGGGAAGACCCGGACUACAUGGGUCCUUGCCGCUGGGUCCUCUACAAGAACCUCUUCCUGGUUCUUAUGUGGCUCGUAGCUCUCACUGCUGGCACUCAGGCCAGCAUAGCUACGAUACUUGAAUCUUUGGCAUAACAGCUGAUUAGCUUAGACCAAACCUCUAUCUGUGAUAAUAGUUGAAGCUUGUUAACUUUUUAGCAGUAUUUUUGUGUAAGGCAGGGCCGCUUCAGUAAUGGGCGCGACGGGCCCAGGUCCAAGGGGCAAGAGAUUUUAGGUUAAGGAAGAGAAAAGGGAGGGGCGAAAUUAUUUCUUGGGCCCAUAGCGUCCUCAUGUGUGUUCAAGUCUUACAAAUUCUUAAUCUUCUCGGUUGAACCAUUGACUAUUGUAUACUAUAGUAGACAUCCCAUCUAUAUGGACCAGCUGGCACCAAUUUUUUAUUAAAAAGAAUGUAAUUGUGUGAGCCAGUCACAUAUUGCGUAAAAAAAAUUUAAUUCUAUUAGGUCUAAAAUUCUGUUUUUACCUUAUUUUUGUUACUGAAAUAGUCAGACGUUACAUAAAAGAUGCUUUAGCUUACAAUAAGCCAUCCUAUCAGUUUAACUUAAAAUCUGCAUAUUGGACAAAAAUCAGCAAUUAACAUCAGCACAUUCUUUUGGUAGCUCACUGCAACUACUUCAGCUACAACUUUACCAUGGGAAUGGAAUAUUAGGUAGAAUUGUUCAAAGAAUUAAACAUUUAACUUUAUAUUCCUUUGCUAUUGUUACAGAAAUAAAAGUUUUCGGUGAGAAGGAUCUUUAGAAGUUAUAAUAAUGUCUUUCCAAGCU
Messenger RNA from Macrosteles quadrilineatus (aster leafhopper), 2152 nucleotides. Its product is annotated as proton-coupled amino acid transporter-like protein pathetic. NCBI's taxonomy places the organism in Eukaryota, Metazoa, Arthropoda, Insecta, Hemiptera, Cicadellidae. The record is from RefSeq and is a predicted model, not a curated record. Gene Ontology annotation, cellular component: vacuolar membrane. The transcript has 10 exons. Gene Ontology annotation, biological process: amino acid transmembrane transport. Bases 54 to 1466 code for a protein of 470 amino acids. Gene Ontology annotation, molecular function: amino acid transmembrane transporter activity.